GAGUGAUAUAUCCCUUUAACAAGGAGACACUCUAUCUUAUCUCCUCCAUCGCGUUUACUGAAGAGAACCUCCCACAACAGUUUUUUUUAUAAUGAGAUAAGGAGAGGGAGUGGACAUACAGGACAGAGGAGAAGCUGUUCUAUCUUCAUUUUUUAUUACAAAGUAGAAUGAAAAUAUACUGUGGAUAUGUCAACUGGUCAUGAAUCCACAUGGUCAUCUGAGGAUUCCAUAGCCGAAGAUAACUUUGAUGUUACAACAGCUGGAAAUUGAAGGAGGGAUCAUGCAUUCAGGUGUGUGGCUGAGGUUGAUGACACUGAAAGCUCUGACAGUUCUCAUGGCAGCUCAAAGUCCUGCGGUUUUCACUUUGAUGGUUCCUCAUGGUCUGAUCUUGACCGCGUUGAACUCCUCAGUCUCUCUGGCUUGUGAACUCUCACCUCUCUUCAAUGCGGAGCCAUUGGAGGUGCGCUGGUAUCGGUCCGGUGACUUCGACAAACCUGCCUUGUUGUAUGAGGACCACAAGAUCCAGGAGGCCCCUGUGGACCCCCGGUACAGGGGCAGGGUGUCUCUAACUGGGGGUCUGGAGAGAGGGAACGUGUCCCUGACACUGGAGAGAGUCACACUGGAAGACAUGGGGGAGUAUGUCUGCCAUGUCAGCAACGCACAGUGGUAUGAAAAAGCCAGUGUCUUCCUCACAGUAAAGGUACUAGGUGGUACCCCGGUGGUCUCUGUUGCUGAAGCAAGAGGGGGAGGAGGUCAGGUGAACGUUACCUGUUUAUCAGAGGGCUGGUCACCAUAUCCUACACUCACCUGGAGAAACAAAGAGGGGACAGAGAUCAGAAAUGGACGAGAAGUACUCAACACUCCAGAUCCUCAGGGCUUGGUGAGAAUCAGUAGUUGGAUGCUGUGUUCUCCCUCAGACACCGAUUGGCUCUCCUGUACAGUCUCUCUGUCUGAAGAGGAGAAGAAAGAGAGUAGAAUCCUGCCCAAAGCUCCAACGGAGGGACAUUGGAGUCUUGGAGCCUUCAUCGCGACUCUGAUUAUUUUACUGCUAGUUGUCUCUACUGUUAUUGGGCUCUUCAUCUGGAACAAAAAAACUGAUAAAACAGAGUCUACUGAGAGGCCUGAAGAAGAAACAUCUCUUGCCGGAGAAUGUGGUACGCAAACUGCCAAGGAAACAACUACGCAGAAGGAAUGUGUCCCGAAAGAAUGGGGUGAAGUAAAAAGAUUCAAAGUGGACAUCACUCUGGACCCAAAGCCUGGUCAUCCAUAUCUACAAGUGUCUCCAAAUCGAAAGAAGGUCUACUCUAAGACAUCAAAAGAACCUAAUGUUUCCACAGCCCCUCAUGUCCUUAGUGAGGACAAAUUCAGCUUCGGACAGAUAUACUGGGAAGUGGUGGUGAGGAAUAGUGGAUAUUUCGAUUCAAUACUUGGAGAGAAACAGUCAUGGUACGUUGGGGUAGCCACAGACACAGCCACUCUGACAACUGGUGUUGUACCUUUAACCCCUCAGAAUGGUUUCUGGGUUUUUACAUAUGAAAAAGAAAAAGGGUAUUGUGUCUCUGAUGACCUUCAAAUGCCAGUAUCUGGAAAUGAAAGCCCUUCAAUGUUGAGAGACAUAUCAGCAGACAUUCUUACAACACUGGGAGUGUUCUUAGACUGUGACAGACAGAUGCUUUCUUUUUAUGAUGCUGAUUCAAAGCUACAUCUUUACAGUUUGUUUAACGUUGUGUCAUCUAACACAUUCUUCGCUGUAUUCAGCCCUGGGUUACGUGACACCUGUCCCUUAACAGUAAAAUGACUCUGCAUGACAAAGUGUUAUGAAAUAGGUCAGGUAGUUUAGUUCUUAGGAACACAAUUAUACUCUUCAUCCCCAGGUAGCAGCAACAGAGGCAGGUGCUGUCCUCUGCCAGGAAGUCUUGAACAGGUGUGGGCAAUCGGGGUGUGGCAGCUUGUAGCACCGUGAGGCUGUUGUAGUUUGGUGGCCAUGUGGGCUUUCGGUUUGGUUUUAAAUCUUCAGUUUUUGGGAUGACAUUUUUCUGUUAUUUUUGUAUAUACUAUUAUUUGUUGAUCACAGUGGCGACACGUCAUUCAGUGCAGGUGGAGCAGUUUGAAAACAAUGUAACAAAAAAUGUAUCAUUGAGUUAAUAAAGCUGCAUACAAACAUGA
Salmo salar (Atlantic salmon) is the source of this 2166-nucleotide messenger RNA. RefSeq names its product butyrophilin subfamily 1 member A1. Lineage: Eukaryota; Metazoa; Chordata; Actinopteri; Salmoniformes; Salmonidae. Gene Ontology annotation, molecular function: signaling receptor binding. The record is from RefSeq and is a predicted model, not a curated record. Gene Ontology annotation, biological process: T cell receptor signaling pathway; regulation of cytokine production. Gene Ontology annotation, cellular component: external side of plasma membrane.